This is a messenger RNA of Trametes versicolor FP-101664 SS1, 2151 nucleotides long. RefSeq names its product class II aaRS and biotin synthetase. NCBI's taxonomy places the organism in Eukaryota, Fungi, Basidiomycota, Agaricomycetes, Polyporales, Polyporaceae. Gene Ontology annotation, molecular function: biotin--[biotin carboxyl-carrier protein] ligase activity. The coding region runs from base 1 to 2007 and encodes 668 amino acids. The record is from RefSeq and is a predicted model, not a curated record. Gene Ontology annotation, cellular component: cytoplasm. Gene Ontology annotation, biological process: protein modification process. The transcript is spliced from 4 exons.
AUGAACGUCCUCGUCUACUCCGGACCGGCCACCUCUCCGCCCUCACUUUCCCACACCCUCUCCACGCUUCGCGCCAUCCUCCUCCCGCACUACGCUGUACAACCCGUGGCACCGCAGACACUCGCCGCACACCCCUGGGCCGCGACCUGCGCCCUGCUCGUCUUCCCCGCGUUCCUCCCCACGGCCACGUCUCCCGGUGCUGUGCCACCCCCUGCAGCCACGGCCGUGCAGAAAUAUGCCGAACGCGGCGGGAAGGUGCUCAUCCUUGGGUCCGACGUGCGUGUGCACGAGAGCAGGGCGCGCGUAUCGCUCGCGGCGGGCAUCGAGAGUGUGACCCUCGCUGAUACUGGCCUACUUACCCUCACCGACGGGGAGUCCAGGUUGAAUUUCUCGGUCGGCGCGGCGAAGGGGAACACGCUGGACGCGGCCGGCGAGCCUGCUGCGCUCACCUUGCCCGACGGAACAACUGUUGGCCCAUUGCUUCGCGUUCCAGGCGGGAAAGUAAACUUCACGGAUGUGACGGGGACAGAUGGCCUCUCGGUGCUUGCGCGCUACGGCUCUUUGGACGACGCGCGCACAGCGGCAGGUAUCAAGACAUGUAUCGGGGACGGGGCAGUGGCCUUCUGGAGCACGCAUCUGGAGUACUCCACGCGCGAAGAGAUUGCGUCUUCUAUCCUCACCAAAUCCUCUGCGCUAACUCCGGACGAACUCGCGAAGGCCGAGGACGGACGGAUCCGCGUCUUGCGCGACACACUCGCUGGGCUCGGGCUCACGCUUCCUGCCCAGGGAAGCGGUGUCGCACGGCCAACUGCGCAGGUCCUCACCGGCGCACCGUGGCGUCCUGCGAUCGUAUUGAGCGUCUUGAAAGAACUCGAGGUCCCAGAUCUGCUGACGAUCAGCGAGAAGGGAUACGAGUUCAAAGACAGCAACGACACAUUUAUCAUACAUCCCGCCUCAGCUGCCGCGAAUGUGUUCGGUGUCGAUCAAGCCAAGCGCUAUCCGAGCGAGGAUUCGACAACGUGGAACCCGAAGCACAUCGUAGUUUUCGAGGGUCGCGAUCUUCCUGCACGCGAGCUCGUUCCGCGCUUCGAUCUGGAGGCGUACUACGCGGCAUUGGAGGACGCGCGGAAGAAGCAGGAAUGCCCUUCGAGCUAUACCGACGAGGGUUGGGGGAUGGGCGAGGCCCUCCUCUAUGGCGAGGUGGUGACAAGCACACAGACGAUGCUCGAUAAAAACUUGCGCCUUCUCUCCAUGCUCCCAGUCCCCAUCCUAUCUCUCGCCUCCUCCCAGCUCACCGGCCGCGGCCGCGGCGGGAACGUAUGGCUAUCUCCUCCGGGCUGCCUGCAAUUCUCGCUCCUCCUGCGCGCCCCGUUCUCUGCGUUACCCGCACAGAAGAUCGUGUUCGUGCAGUACCUCUUCGCGCUCGCCGUCGCGGAGGCGUGCCGCGACCCGGCCGUCCUCGGCGCGGAGGGCGCGCGCGUCCGCAUCAAGUGGCCAAAUGACAUCUACGCGGAGCUGCCAGGCUCGGGCGAGCAGCGCAAGAUCGGCGGCAUCCUGGUGAACACGAGCUUCGGUGGGGGCAAGGUUGAGCUAGUCGUCGGGUGUGGGCUAAACGUGCUGAACCCGCCGCCGAUCUCGUCACUCGCCCAACUCCUGCCUCCGGGGUCAGAGCGACACCCCUCAAUGGAACGCACACUUGCCGCGAUCAUGGCGCGCUUCGAGCACAUGUGGACCGCGUUCGUCGCCGCGCGCGGCUCGUUCGCGCCCUUCAUGGACCUCUACCUCGACCGCUGGCUGCACUCGGACCAGCUGGUGACGCUGACGACAGUGACGCCCCCGCGGAAGGUGCGCAUCGUGGGCAUCACGCCCGAGCAUGGUCUGCUCCGCACGCUCCCGGAGCGCGAUGGGUGGGGCGGCGGUGGGGGGCAGGGUGUGGAGUACAUCGACCUACAGCCGGAUGGGAACAGCUUUGAUCUUAUGGCGGGACUCAUCAAGACGAAGACUUAGCCCCGUUUGAGAAUCGGAACGAAUACAAUCGUCGCAGGGAAAAGGGUGCACAUGAAGCUUGGAGGACGCAGUAGGCGUUGCAAGAGCAGUUAAUACCUGUGAUGUAUACUAGUAUCAAGAAUAAGAGCAGAUGAGUGAACACGG